This is a messenger RNA of Egretta garzetta (little egret), 2797 nucleotides long. It is a transcript of the gene YES1, whose product is annotated as YES proto-oncogene 1, Src family tyrosine kinase. The transcript has 11 exons. Gene Ontology annotation, molecular function: non-membrane spanning protein tyrosine kinase activity; signaling receptor binding; ATP binding. The record is from RefSeq and is a predicted model, not a curated record. Gene Ontology annotation, cellular component: extrinsic component of cytoplasmic side of plasma membrane. Bases 1 to 1626 code for a protein of 541 amino acids. Lineage: Eukaryota; Metazoa; Chordata; Aves; Pelecaniformes; Ardeidae. Gene Ontology annotation, biological process: protein phosphorylation; cell differentiation; innate immune response.
AUGGGGUGCAUUAAAAGCAAAGAAGAUAAAGGUCCAGCCAUGAAAUACAGAACUGAUAAUACUCCAGAACCUGUUAUUUCCCAUGUCAGCCAUUAUGGAUCAGACUCCAGCCAAGCAACACAGUCGCCAUCAAUAAAGGGAUCAGCAGUUAAUUUUAAUAGUCAUUCCAUGACUCCUUUUGGAGGGCCCUCAGGAAUGACACCCUUUGGAGGAGCAUCAUCUUCAUUUUCAGCUGUGCCAAGUCCAUAUCCUAGUACUUUAACAGGUGGUGUUACUGUAUUUGUGGCCUUAUAUGAUUAUGAAGCUAGAACUACAGAUGACCUUUCAUUUAAGAAAGGUGAACGGUUCCAGAUAAUAAAUAACACGGAAGGAGACUGGUGGGAAGCAAGAUCCAUUGCUACGGGAAAAACAGGCUAUAUUCCAAGCAAUUAUGUAGCUCCUGCAGACUCCAUUCAAGCAGAAGAGUGGUAUUUUGGCAAGAUGGGCAGGAAGGAUGCAGAAAGGCUACUGUUAAAUCCUGGGAACCAGCGUGGUAUUUUCUUAGUAAGAGAGAGUGAAACCACUAAAGGUGCUUACUCCCUUUCCAUACGUGACUGGGAUGAGGUCAGAGGUGAUAAUGUGAAACACUACAAAAUCAGAAAACUUGACAAUGGUGGAUACUAUAUCACAACCAGAGCACAAUUUGAAUCUCUGCAGAAGCUGGUGAAACACUACAGAGAACAUGCCGACGGGCUGUGUCAUAAGCUAACAACUGUGUGUCCCACUGUGAAACCACAAACACAGGGACUAGCAAAAGAUGCCUGGGAAAUUCCUAGAGAAUCUUUGAGGCUGGAAGUUAAGUUGGGUCAAGGAUGUUUUGGUGAAGUAUGGAUGGGAACAUGGAAUGGAACCACAAAAGUAGCAAUCAAGACACUAAAACCUGGUACAAUGAUGCCCGAAGCUUUCCUGCAGGAGGCUCAGAUUAUGAAGAAAUUACGACAUGACAAACUUGUUCCACUAUAUGCCGUUGUUUCUGAGGAACCAAUCUACAUCGUCACUGAAUUCAUGACAAAAGGCAGCUUGUUAGACUUCCUUAAAGAAGGAGAAGGGAAAUACUUAAAACUCCCACAGCUGGUUGAUAUGGCGGCUCAGAUUGCUGAUGGCAUGGCUUACAUUGAAAGAAUGAACUACAUCCACAGGGAUCUCCGGGCAGCUAACAUUCUUGUAGGAGACAAUCUCGUGUGUAAAAUAGCAGACUUUGGUUUAGCAAGGUUAAUAGAGGACAAUGAGUACACUGCAAGACAAGGAGCUAAAUUUCCAAUUAAAUGGACUGCUCCAGAAGCAGCGUUGUAUGGUCGGUUUACAAUCAAGUCAGACGUGUGGUCAUUUGGAAUUUUACUGACAGAGCUGGUAACAAAGGGGAGAGUGCCAUAUCCGGGGAUGGUGAAUCGGGAAGUUCUGGAACAAGUGGAGCGUGGAUAUAGGAUGCCUUGCCCACAAGGCUGCCCAGAGUCUCUUCAUGAGUUAAUGAAACUGUGUUGGAAGAAGGACCCUGAUGAGAGACCAACAUUUGAAUAUAUACAGUCUUUCUUGGAGGACUACUUUACUGCUACAGAACCACAGUACCAGCCUGGAGACAAUUUAUAAGCCAACAGUCUAUAUAACAUGCACAAAUCUGCCAAAUGUAAAAGACUUGCAAAGAAUUCCUGACUUCUAUAAGGAAUCAAAGGAAAAAAAAUCUUCGCUACUUUGCAUGCUCUUAAUGGCAAACUGGAAUUUCAUAAUGCAGUUGCACAAAACCACUUUUAAAGUGUUAUAAUCUAAUUUACCAAUGACAUGUUUUUAUUUUUUUUCCUCUUUCCCAACUUAUUUUCAGGGUCCAAAGGAAGCUUACUGAAAAUACGGGGUAGAAAAAUGAGUGUUGGUGUGAACAAUAGCAGAAAAACCAAUGUUUCAAAUCCUUUAUUUUCCCAGCAUUUGAUAAUCAUUCUACUGAAGAGGGAAUUGUCUGGAAUUAGGGAUCUUGGGGUAAGAUAUUUUUAAAGCAGAAGAACUUUGUGGGACCAAGCAAUUCUAUUCCAGUUCUGUAAAACUCCCUGUGUUCAAAAUGACGCGUGUAUGCCCCCCCUCCCUGCAAAGAAAAAGAUGGUACAACUAUAUUUGAUAUAUAGUCUUGGUCUUUAAGCUUCCUCUUGCAUGGACUUAAUUAGGGUAGGCAGGUUAAAAGAGAAAUCAGAACAGUGAAUGACAAACUUGAUCUAAAUGGUAGGCCUCAAUAGUGAAAUUAGAGAGCAUAAUGCACUGUGUUAAUACUUGUAUUAAUAUAACUGGAAAGUAGCAUGAGAGAUUUUUCUUUUUUUCUUUCUGCAUAGCUAAUCAAGAAUAAUGAAGGUAACUAGAAAAUGAGGUAAUAUUUUAUAAAAUUGUGUUGACAAGGUAUGAUGAUAUUUGAACUUGAAGCUAUGUAAUACAAUCAGGGGGGGAAAGCCUUUAAUCUUUUAAGCUCCAAUCCAACAGCGAGGUUUUGUAUGGGAAGACUACCUAAACAAAGCUCACCAGGAAAGCAAGACUGAAGCUGGUAAAGGGCCACUUUUUAGUCCUUUUUCAGAGACAGGUUUGGUACUGUUGUACGUGGCUUAUAUUGUGUUAACAAGGGUGGGUGCCACAAAUGCUAGCUGUCACUAGUUCAGGAUUUGAUUGCACUUUUGCUUUUCUUGACUAUUAAGACACACUGACACGCAGUUGCUCUUCCCACUUCUGCCCUUCCUACAGAAUUAUUUAACUAAAAAUAAACAAAAGAAAAUGUGAAAAUUUAAAA